Molecule: messenger RNA, 1765 nt
Organism: Penicillium samsonianum
Lineage: Eukaryota; Fungi; Ascomycota; Eurotiomycetes; Eurotiales; Aspergillaceae
Product: amidase signature domain-containing protein
Exons: 7
Coding region: 1-1635 (544 amino acids)
Source: RefSeq, a predicted model, not a curated record
AUGUCGUGGAAAACCAUAAGCAAAGAAGCUCAAUCCGCAGUGCUGGAGGCCAUUCCGACCCGUUGGCGGUUGGAUAUCGAUAAAUACAGGUCGCUGAAGGAUGUGACAAGCGUGCCUUAUACAAGCGGCAUCCUGACAAAAGACCAACUCAAAAUCACCGAACUCACGGCUGGCGAGAUUGUGAAGCGUCUUGAGUCUCGCGAAUUGAAAGCAGUGCAGGUCUUAGAGGCUUUUGCCGGGCGGGCUGCCAUUGCCCACCAGCUGGUCAAUUGCUUGACCGAUUGGUUCUUUGAAGAUGGUCUCCAGCAGGCGAGAGAGCUUGACGAGGAUCUUGACAAGGGUGGGAAAUUGAAAGGGCCAUUGCAUGGAGUUCCGAUCGCUUUAAAGGAUUCCCAUGAACUUGGAGGCCAUGCCGCAACAUUGGGCUACGUUUCAAGGAAGAACAACAUCGUCAAGCAAGAUUCUGCUCUUGUGACAACAUUGCGUGCUGCAGGUGCUGUCUUCUUCUGUAAGACAACCAUGCCUCAGUCAGGCAUGGCUUUGGAGACAGUAAGCAAUCUUUGGGGCCGCACUACAAACCCGUUCAAUAGAGACUUGGGCGCUGGCGGGAGUUCGGGAGGGGAUGGAACGUUAGUAGCCUUGAGAGGCAGUCCCAUCGCGCCUUCAACAGAUAUGGGGGGAUCUAUCCGCGUACCGGCCGCUUUUAACGGGCUAUAUGGCAUUCGACCUACGGCGGAUCGCAUACCCAAGGGAGGCAUGUACACCACUAAUACCGGGAAUCUCACGAUUAAACUGUCUUGUGGUCCUGUGUGCCACUCUCUCAACGACCUUGAGUUAUUCACUAGGGUCAUAAACGCCCACCCGAACAACAAAUACGAUGUGACUUCCGUGCCUGUGCCCUGGAGAAACCUGGAUCAUUUGGACCGAAAACUCACGGUCGGACUACUGAAGUGGGAUGGGGUGGUAAUGCCUCACCCACCGGUAUUACGAGCUCUAGAACACAGCAAACAGACUCUUGAGAAGGCCGGACACGAGGUCAUUGAUUUCAAGCUACCUUUUGAUGCCUGGGAUGCUAUGCAAACCACGUUCGAUAUCUAUUAUCAAUCGGGGUCUGAGGGAACUAGGUCAACUCUGUCCGCUUCUGGGGAGCCUAUGAUACCAGCUUUUGCGGAUCUGCUAAGGGUUUAUAACACCCGAGAGCACUCCGCUGCGGAAGCAUUACAAUUGAAUCUCAAAACUAGAGCCCUCAAAGAACAAUUUGCAGAUGCAUGGAACGACACAGUUGGUAGCUCCGGCCGUGUCAUUGAUGCACUAAUAGUGCCCCCAGCCCCUGCAGUGGGCUAUCCUCAUGAUUUCAACAUCUACUGGGGGUAUACCUCGCUGUUUAAUCUUCUUGACUAUCCUUCUGUCAUCUUGCCAAUUGCCAAAUUCAAGGUGGAUCCUGAGCUAGACCGCGUGGAUGCCAACUACCAACCGGUCGAAACGAACCCCUACGACAAGCCCAACUAUGAAUUGUAUGAUCCGGCUUUGUUCACAAACCAACCGUCAACUAUCCAGAUCGUUGGGCGACCAUUCGAGGACGAAGAAACUAUCCAAGUAUCCUCGAUACUAGAUACAUUAUUCAAGGCUCCUUAAGUUAGAUGAAUUUGGUAAUGACGGAUAUCAAUAUUCCCUCAUUAUAGAAUCGUCUUUCCAUCUAUCUAAACCCGUUUGUAAAUCAAGCGUCAACUUUCCAGCUACAUACAUCCCAUCUAGAAAGUCUGGC